Carya illinoinensis is the source of this 2964-nucleotide messenger RNA. RefSeq names its product leucine-rich repeat extensin-like protein 4. The record is from RefSeq and is a predicted model, not a curated record. Lineage: Eukaryota; Viridiplantae; Streptophyta; Magnoliopsida; Fagales; Juglandaceae. Gene Ontology annotation, molecular function: protein binding. The transcript has a single exon. The coding region runs from base 287 to 2377 and encodes 696 amino acids.
UUUUUAUGAAUUAUUUCAGACACACAUCUCCAAAUUUCCCCCUAGGAAAAAACCCUUCCCUCUACUCCUCCCUCCCACUGCCUCUCUCUCUCUCCCUCCCUCUGCCUCAAGUUCAAAACGAAACCUCCCAUUCCAUUUCCCUCUAUCCACACUUCCCUCAGAUCUCAAGGUGAACGUUUCUCGAGUACCCAUUUUGCAAUUCCCUGCAGAGAAGAGUUUUGUGAUAUAUAGGGAAAGGAGAGCGGACGGGAGUGGCGUUUGAGAACUUGGAUGUCUCUCAUGUGAGAUGAAGAAGACGACCCUCUUCACCCAUUUUGAUCUCUCGCUCCUCAUUGUUUUCUUUCUCGGUACAGUCUCCGUCUGUGCCGCUGAACGGCUCCUUAUCACCCCCAAUGGAGGCCUUACCGACGCUGAGGCCUUGUACAUCCGGCAGCGUCAGCUCCUGUACUACAGGGACGAGUUCGGCGACAGAGGUGAGAAUGUCUACGUUGACCCAUCUCUGGUCUUCGAAAACCCGAGACUUAGAGAUGCUUAUAUAGCUUUGCAAGCUUGGAAGCAAGCUAUUCUAUCUGAUCCCUUCAAUCUAACCAGUGACUGGGUUGGAUCUAGUGUCUGUAACUACAAUGGGGUGUUCUGUGCCCCUGCACCUGAUAACCCCAAGAUCCGAACCGUCGCCGGCAUUGAUCUUAACCACGGUGACAUUGCUGGGUACUUGCCGGAGGAGCUCGGGCUACUCGUUGAUCUUGCAUUAUUCCACAUUAACUCGAACAGGUUUUGUGGUACUGUGCCGCACAAGUUCAAGAACCUGAAGCUUUUGUUCGAGCUUGAUAUCAGUAACAAUCGCUUUGCCGGUAAGUUCCCAGAGGUGGUGUUGAACCUCCCGCAGCUCAAGUUCCUGGAUCUGAGGUUCAAUGAGUUUGAAGGGACUGUACCCAGGGAGCUGUUCGACAAGCCAUUGGACGCAAUCUUCAUCAAUCACAACAGAUUCACGUUCGAUCUGCCAGACAAUUUCGGGAACUCGCCGGUGUCGGUGAUAGUGCUGGCCGACAACAAGUUCCACGGGUGCAUCCCGGCGAGCAUAGGCAACAUGUCCAACCUCAACGAGAUCAUCAUGAUGAACAACGGGUUCAGAUCUUGCUUGCCUGUCCAAAUUGGGUUGCUCGCGAAUUUGACGGUGUUCGACGUGAGUUUCAACGAGCUAUUGGGCCCAUUACCGGACUCCUUUAGCAACCUGGUCAGCAUUGAACAGCUUAAUGUGGCCCACAACUUGCUGUCCGGAAAAAUCCCUGCCGGUAUCUGUAAAUUACCGAGUCUUCAGAACUUCACCUUCUCGUAUAACUUCUUCACUGGUGAGCCACCGACGUGCUUGAGCCUUCCGGACUUCAGCGACCAGAAGAACUGCUUGCCCAAUAGGCCGGUCCAGAGGUCCGCCGGGCAAUGUAAGUCGUUCUUGUCUAAGCCUGUGGAUUGCAAUUCCUUUAGAUGUUCCCCUUCCGCUCCCGUUCUCCCUGCCCCCACUCCGCCUUCUCCACCUCUUCCUUCACCUUCGCCGCCUGUCCUCUCAUCUCCACCACCGUCUCCACCGGUAUUAUCGCCUCCACCAUUUCCACCGGUCUCAUUGCCACCACCGUCGCCACCGGUUCUAUCGCCACCUUUUCCACCGGUAUUAACGCCUCCACCAUUUCCACCGGUCCUAUCGCCACCUUCUCCACCGGUCUUAGUGCCACCACCUUUCCCACCAGUGUAUUCCCUGGCUCCACCUCCACCGCCACCACCAGUUCAUUCGCCACCCCCACCUCCACCUCCAACUUCACGGUCACCACCCCAACCAUCUCCUCCACCACCUUCGCCACCACUGCCACCUGAAUCUGCACCACCGACCUCCCCGCCGCCACGUACUCCAUACUAUGUGGUCUCUCCACCACCGCCAGUUUCUUCGUUGUCCCCACAGCCAUCGAUGCCACACUAUAGUUCACCACCUCCGCCCCCACCUCCUCCGCCGCCGCCUCCAUCUCCUACGCCUCCAACGUCUGUCUAUUCUCCACCUCCCCCUCCUCCAUCGCCUUUACCUUGUGUUGAACCGCCACCACCUCCCCCAUCGCCAUCCCCUUGCGUAGAACCACCACCAUCAUCACCACCAGUUCAUUACUUGCCACCCCCACCCCCGCCUCCUACAGUUUACAAUUCGCCACCCCCACCUACACCUUCACCUUCUCCGCCCCCACCAGUUCACUACCAAUCCUCUCCACCCCCUCCGUCACCACCAACGCCAAUUGUUUAUGAAAGCCCGCCACCUCCGACUCCCGUAUACGAGGGGCCUUUGCCACCAAUCACCGGAGUUUCAUAUGCAUCUCCUCCGCCACCGCCUUUCUACUGAUUCUUUUGAGAAUUUUCCUCUUAACCUUUCGUCAACCACGAGCAGAAGUCACAUUAAUGGGAACGGCCAUUGCUUCUUUUUCCUCUUCCUGUGCUCUAUCUCCACCUACUCUUCUUUCUCGUUGGGCGAUUCUCGCCGCUCAUGGAGGAAGGAUAAACAUAGAGAACGUAAAAGGGUGUGUCGCAGCUCUAGAAAUGAUAUCCAGCAUUGUUGUCAAAGAAGUAGGGAAGAGGCGAAAGAUAGAGGGAGAGAGAGAGACAACGAAGAGAGAAUGGUGAGAGGAGAAAGUCGCUCCAGCAUUUAUUUGAAUUGUUAUGGAUAUUUUUGAGUUGUGAAAUAAAAUUUGCAGUGGAAGAGUAGGGUUGCAGAAAAAGUGCAUGUAUAGGGAUGAAAACUGGAGACCAUAAUUCAGUGCUUGGUACAAAGACAGGCAGCACUUUCUGCUGCUGCUUCAUGUUUGUGGGUUUUAUUGUUGUUGUGUCUCUCUUUGAUAUCAUACUUUAUUUCUUAUUCCUUUCCUAUUUAUGGUAUAAUCAUGAACAUUUUAUUUGUAUUUGAUUAUCUAAAUUCAGAUCAAUUCCUUCUCA